UGAAAAUGCAGAACUUUUGUUUCAUUAGUUUGUUGCUAGUUUUAGCACUUUGCAGCUGCACGACCAACAAACGAAUGCUCAAACUAGCGGCCGGAAACUGCAAGUCCAGCGAGGGAGCCACCGACGCCGACGUGGACAACCUUGCGGAGGGGCGACUUCCGGAGACGCAGGUGCAAAAAUGUCUGUACGCGUGUCUGCAGAAGCAGUUUGGGAUUUCCGACGGGAAGAAGUUCUCCAAGCAGGGAUUCCUGAAGCGAAGUAACGUUCUCGUUGGCUCCGGAGAUGCCAACAAGCGAAAGGCGCAGGAAAUUGCCGACGAAUGUGACGGAACUGCGAACGACGAUCGGUGCCAGCUGGGGGCGGACAUUGCCAAGUGUAUAAGGGAUGGACUGAUUAAGCGUAAGAAUCAAUAA
This is a messenger RNA of Culex quinquefasciatus (southern house mosquito), 413 nucleotides long. Its product is annotated as general odorant-binding protein 28a. Gene Ontology annotation, molecular function: odorant binding. The record is from RefSeq and is a predicted model, not a curated record. The transcript has 2 exons. Lineage: Eukaryota; Metazoa; Arthropoda; Insecta; Diptera; Culicidae. The coding region runs from base 6 to 413 and encodes 135 amino acids.